Molecule: messenger RNA, 12178 nt
Organism: Biomphalaria glabrata
Lineage: Eukaryota; Metazoa; Mollusca; Gastropoda; Planorbidae
Exons: 3
Coding region: 5325-6725 (466 amino acids)
Source: RefSeq, a predicted model, not a curated record
AUAUAUAUAUAUAUAUAUAUAUAUAUAUAUAUAUUGUUAUAAACUUGGUGGUGGCACAGAUGGGGGUAGUGGUGUGAGUGUAGUCAGCCGACGCAAUUCGCCCCAGGCCAGCGCUAGACGAGCGGUCAACCGUGACGAGCUACGACGGUCAACCGAGUCGAGUAUCAACAGGACGGUUCGGGAAGGAUCGCCGUCGUGAACAGAGCUCAUGAGCGUCACGAGAGUUGUAGUCAUCUGACCACCUAGAAACGUCGAGCGGCGUUCUGUCCGGUUCGAGAAGGCCAGUAGGGACCCUAUAUAAAGAGCGGAGGUGUCGCAGUCAACACAGUCGAGAAAAGGGGCUCAAUACAGCAAGGUUCAGAAAGCGGGUUCACGACAGGAGUUCAGAACACGGUCGACUACAGCACAGUUCAGCGGUGUGGUUCUGUACGGAGCAUUACGACGGUUCAGUGCGGAGUACUGUCAAGUACAGUUGAGACGAACGGCGUCUUGAUCUUGGUCUGUGAUCGAGUCCGACACAACGAGCCCAAGUGUGUGAAGUCAGUCCUGAACUGUUGAACACAGUGCAAGCCCGGAACGAGACGGAGAGGCCAGUGCAAGACUUGAUACGGCGGAACGGUGUUAUCGGAGAGAUAUUUGUUAUCGCAGAGCUAUUUGUACUGUUCUACGUGCUGCCAAUUGUACAGUAUUGGCUGUUAUUUAUUCAACUUACGUUACGUUACUUCGGAGCUCUGAGUUGUCAAGUUCUUUAAGUUGGUGGUGUAAGGUGCAGUUUGCAGAGAGCCUGGAUAGUGAGAUUCGUAACAAUAUAUAUAUAAACUGUAUCAUAGCUUAUAUAGAUAUAGAUAGAUAUAUUUGCUGAGCAGAGUUCGUACAGAGGUUAGCUUAAUGUAAUUUUUAUUUCAAAAGAUCUGAGGAGAUACCAUCGCAUCCACGGGCUUUGCCAGGGGCCAUGUUGUCUAUGGCUUUGUUAGGUUCUAUUAGGGUCAAUAACUAAUUUCUUGUGGGUAAUUGGUUGAUACCGUUAAGGGCUGGGGCAGAGACUGAGCUUGUUGUAGCGUAGAGUUUGGAGUAUGUUCUACUCAUCUUUGAAUAUGUUCGCUCUUGUCUGUAAUAAUUUCCCCAGUGGUUGAUUUGAGAGGUGCUGAUCUGUUUUGGGAGGUACCGAGAGCCUUUUCGAUUCCUUCAUACAUCCCUCUUAUGUUGCCUGCUUGAGCUACGAGAUGAUUAUUCUCACUAAGCUCUACCCAGUAUUCAUUAGCAAAGAUCCAUGCUGUUCUCUUCCAAAGAUGUCCAGGUAAGUCUUUUGUAUGGUGGACUUGAGGUGUUCCCAUUUUUCUGUUGCUGUAUUUCCAGAAGCAAUUUUGUAGAAAAAGAUUCCGCUACCUGUAUCUGGAGGGUGGCACAUCUUGCUUACAUCCGAUUGGGGUCUUCCAAUCUUCUUAGUAUGGUGGAUAUUUUUAUGGAGAAAUAUUGAUCUUACAACAUAUCAAGGCGUAAUCUUUGUCACAGUCUGCACUGCGAUAGGACCUGACAAGCUUGACAAAUUUUAAGCACUUGUGUCUUACCAUGAUUAGAUCUAGUUGGUGCCAGUUUUUGGAGCGAGGAUGCUGCUAGGAUACUCUGUGCUGUGGUUUAGUCUUGAAAUAGGUAUUAGUGAAACAGAGGGAGUGUAGAGAGCAGACCUCGAGAAGCUUUUGUUCAUUUUUAUUUACUUUUUCCACAUCAAAACGCCCAAUACAGCUGCCCCACGCAGAGUUGUCAGAUCAACGAUUGCAUUGAGGUGGUCUAGAAUGAUAACAUGUUCAGUAUUUGGGAUCUCACUGAGAGAAAAUGAAAGAUUUUCAUAGAACAUGUCUUUGGCCUUUAGUGUAGAACUCAAAGAAGAAGCAUAGGCAUUUAUCAAAGUCACGUGUCCAAUAGAUGUGUUAAGGCGUAGUGACAAGUCUUUAGAUGUUGGCAAGAAGGUGAUGUGUCACAGGACACGCGGGACGCUAAAAUCGUUACCUUGUACAAGAACAAGGUGACAGAGACUGCAACAAUUACACUAGAAUUUCUCACAUAAAUAUUGCAGGCUCGAGUGAUACUUUCCAGGCUACAAAAACUCGCUGAUCGGAUCUAUCCAGAAUGUCAGUGCCGUUUUUGCUAAGGGAGAUCCAAAAUUGACAUGAUUUUCUUCAGUAGAAAAAAAAAAAAAUUAAAAACAAGAAGAAAAUGUCAGGCGAGCGAUCACUAGAUGCCUGACUCACUAUAUAAGAAGAGAAAAAGAGGUUCAUUCUUAUGUGCAUAUUGAUCGUUUUUUAACUCUGAGCUUCAAUUCCUACAACUCUUACUGGAAGCAAUCAUUGAUGUAGUUUUUUUAGCAGAUAAAUUUGUAGCAAUCCAAUCGAAAAAAAAAUUCUUUAGUUCAACAACCAACAAAGUACUGUAGAUGUCAGUUUCAAAAUAUUGGCGUAUCUGAUGAUUUUCCAAAAGGAGACAUUCAAACAGAAAUACUAUGACUGAGAAAGGAUCUAAAGGCAACAAACGUUAUUCUUUAAUAAACUAAAAAAUCGACAUUGCAUGAUUCAUAUGCCACGAAGACCUUAGAAAAUAUCUCUAAAUCACUUAACAAAGCCUUCAACCGUUUCUUACCAUCUGCUUAUCUAUAGCGUCUAGUGUGAAAAAGGAUUAAAAUUAAAAUUAAGAACUGUUGAGACAAACAAACAGAAGAAACUUUCACUAAGUGGAAUUUUAUUUUAAAAAAUGAGAUCAUUACUGGCAUUAACAUCAUGCUAAUUAUACGUUAUUAAGUUUAAAAUUCAGGAAAAAAACAACAACAUUGUAAUUGAUUUAUGGUUGCAUUUUUGUAAAAUUGAACUAAAGAAGACAAUGUCAGCGAUUCCAAAGAUUAAGGAUGCGUUCAGAGUUUCACAUGACUACGUAAACACAGUGAACCGUAGAUAAAUUGUAAUAAACAACUGAUUUUAAAAUUUAAUAGACACUCAUUUUAUUUUUGAACAAUCAAAUAACGUAGGUAAUUAUAAACUAUAUGUGUUACAGCGCAACAAACAAACGAAAAGAAAAAGGAUUUUUUUAAAUGGGUGGGGGGAGGGCGGGGGUGACACCCUGAGCUGACCGCACCGGGUGACACCCACUCUAGUGACGCCACUGACUAAAGGAAAUCUUUUUUUUUAAACGAAAUUUUUUUUUUUUUUGAGGAUUUGAAUAAGAGAUUGACCCUUUACAAAACAAUUAGAUCAAUUAGAUAUUCAUUAUAAGACAUCAGCAGGUUCGCAUUUAAUUUCACAUUCACUUUCACCUAUCCUUUGGUCUGCUGGACCGCUGGGGCACCACACAAGAUCUGUCAACCUUCUUUCUCCAUUCUUCUCUGUCAUUUGUCUUUAAUAUAAUUUAAUGGGCAAUGUAGGACUAAUGCGUUUCGUUUCUUUGAUUAAAAAGUAGAAUCAUAAAUUGGGCCGGAAGUGCCUUUUUUCCUUAUAUAUCUUUGCAUUUUUCAGUUCUCUUUUUUAAUUAAACUGACAUUAUUAUGCUAUAAUUUUAAGUGUGCCUGAUAGAGAAAAACAAUUCUGCACAAAAAUACGGGUAGUUGGUAUAAAACCCGAUAGAGGCUAUAAAAAGAAAAGACCUGAAACUAGCGCAUGACAUUACACAUUUACAGUACUUUAUUUGAUGAGUCUUUCACCCAAGAUCUGUUUUGUGUUUUUUAGGACUAGCUUAUUUCAAGUACCCGGCAUUUUUCGAUACACAAUUUCAUACACAAAAUAAUUGUUGAAAAAAAAAUGUAGUCAUUUUAAACUUUAAAUGAUAAGUUAAAAAACUGUUAUUCUAAUCAAUUUUGAAUAUUUUUUUGUUAUGAAUGUCACUGUAUAAUUUGUGUCUGUUUUUUAGUAAGUAAAGGGGUCGUGUUUUCUCCUUAUGUGUAUACCUGAUUUCUCCAAGCAGCCUUUGUAAAAUAUUGGCCCAAAAUAAUGCUAUGUUUAUAAAUAAAAUAUCGCAUGGCUGCAUAAUGAUUAACGUACGUGCUAGUUAAAUAUAUUUUAUUUUACUUUGUAAUUAAAAACAACUGUAUAAAUAGACGUAAUUUUCAUUUUUUUUCUGUAAGACAAAGCCAUAUGGCACAUUUUCGUUUAUACCCUUAUUCUAAAAAGGAAUAAUAAAUAGAAUUAUACAUUUAAAAUUAUCACUAAGUAUUUUUAUUUUUAAUAUUUAUGAAAGUCUAACUGAUAAGAUUAUAAAGAGAGUUUGUGUUUUUGCAAAUGUACACAAGGUACAUAUUGUGUUAGUCCAUCUCUUCCAAUUGUUUAGAAAUGAGUGUAAAAAAGGUAGGCUUCGAUUAUUAUUACUUUUCUUGUAUUUUAACGUAUUGUUACAAAUGAACAGUGAUAGGUAGAGGUCAACGUAUGACCCCGGCGAGAUGACACAGCAGCGAGUGUCCUCUGGAAUCUACAUGUACAAACAAAGACAGGAUGUGACGUGCCCUCACGUGUUGUUCCAGGGGACGAACAGAUCUAAGUAGGGGGACAGUUACUAAUGAAUAGUGACAGAUAGAGGUCACUACGUGUGACCCCAACUUGAUGACACUGCAGCCGAUGUUUUCUGGAAUCUACAUGUAUAAACAAAGACAGGAUGUGACGUUUCCUCACGUGUUAUUUCAGAGGAUACUAGCCGUGUUUGUGCAACUUUGGACAAGCGAUUAGGGACUCUAUAUAAGCCAGAGAGUUAAUGUUAAAGUCAGUCGUAUGGAGUCGUAUGGAGUCGUGAGUGAGCCGUUACAGUCGAUACAGACUAUGUAAGACGUGUGCGGCUCUGUGGAAGAGAAAUGUGUACGACUCGGUGCAAGUUAACUAGGGUAGAGUUAACUGGAGUGGACUACUGUCGUUAAAGUCUAUACAGCGAACUACAGUGGACUUGAGCCGUUACAUUCGAUACAGUCGAUGUAAGACGUGUGCGGCUCUGAUUCGGUAGACUUGAGUACGACUUGGUUCAGCUUUGGGAGACCUGGAGCGACACUGGGAAGUGUGUCGUUGGUCUGUUCUGUGGAAUACGGCUCGAUGCAAGUUGAGAUAAGAGGAAUUGCAACGAAGUGAAGAGAUGCAGUGCAACGAAGUAUAGCUAACUGUAAACUGACAGAUAUUGUACAGUCUUCUACGCUACAUGUUACAGUAAUGUUAGAGUUAAUAGUCAUUAAAGUUAUAUGAAACUGAAAGUUUAGUCGUCAAGUUCUUUACAGUGUUUUUAUUUGUGUGCCUACUAAUACUUCUAGCCAGAAGAUUCAGAAAUACGUAACAAUUGGUGUCAGAAGUGGGAUCUUUCUGGCUAGAAUGUAUUCCUACAAACUUCUUAAUGAGCUUGACAUGAAAGAACUUAGACAAGAGCUUCGAGAAAGAGGUCUACAGCUUAACGGAAAUAAGGAAACGCUAACAGCACGUCUCAGACAAGCCCUGUUGGAGGAAGAUGAGAAUCCGGACACUUGCCAAUUUGAAAUCAAACCUAAUACGAUGGAGCUCCUGAGAACUUUGCAAUACAAAAUGAACUCGGUGAAAGAGAGCAUUAAGAAGAUAGAAUCAGAAAUCAACACCAGAUUUUCUUCAUUUAACCAGUUGAUCAAAGCCAUGAAUGAAAAUGAACAAAUAGCUACCACGCCCAACAAGACAGAAGAACAAACAAAUACGAUAAAAGAUCAAACGAGAAUCAUGAUGAACGAGCUGCUGAACACCCAGCAGUAUCAGAUUGAGUCGACUGAUGAAAGAGCUACACCGUUGAUGAACAGCGAACAAUUGUCCAACCAAGGAUGUGGCAAUACAGACAAUUACGAUAGGGAUGCUGGUGAUGGUUGUGCUGUCUGUGACUGUGAUAGCAAACCAAACGAAUGUGGCCCACAAGAAAUGAAAAGAGACGAUAGCUGUUACUAUUUCAACGAAAAGCAGAAUGAGAGCGCUGAAGAAACAAUAGAAGAGACCUAUAGUUUGACCGAAGCUUUAGCUAUAGAUAAACUUGAUAUGAUUACCUCAACCAGCCAGACAGAUCAAGACAACGUUGGGUCUGCGUCCAAGCCUGUUGCUGUGGGCCUUAAAGACUUCUGUCUAUCUGCCAGUGUCUACGAGAGGAACUCGAAGCUUGAUUAUUGCACCCAUGUGUUUGACAAGAACUGUACGUACGUAGCUUUACAAGAAGACUGUGAAUGCCAAGAAAUACCCCAGCAAGGUCUGGACUUAACAGAAGCAUGUCCAGCUGUCAAGAUCAGCGCGAGAAGCCCUGGCGAAAGUCAAGGAAACACAAUAGAAUCUGAUGCUGAAGUUGAUGGACCUUUGCACGUUGAAUGUUAUCAACCUGCCCCACAGGCGAGUGCUCCAGACUCGGAUGAAGGUGAUGACGUGUUUGACACCUUGCCUUCAAGUGGACUUGCAGCUCAUUCGCAAAGCACCCAUCGAAGAAUAAUGCUGAAGCAACUUGUUAGAUCAACAGUCUUGAUGACUACAGCUAUGAAAUGCAAUGCCUUCCUAUGUGCUAAGUCGCUGCCAUCAGCAUUGAUCGACAGGAAAGCAAGACAACGACAACGACAUCAACGCAACCGAAGAAAUAUCAAAUGGAGGGGGCGGAGAAAGCGACACAUGCAGAGUGCAACGUGGAUGGCCCCAACAAGAUCAAGAUACAAGAACACCCCUUCUCCCACUGAUAGACCCCCACCUGCACUGAUAAAACUCCACAGCCCAUAUUGUUAGAAAACAAGCCCACCACUUCUCCCACUGAUAGACCCCCACCUGCACUAAUGAAACUCCACAGCCCAUGUUUUUAGAAAGAUUCUGUCCGGAACCAUCAGACCAAAGAAGAAAGCCUUACGAAUCAGUUAAAAGUGUGAAGCCACUAAUGAAUAAUCUAAGAACAUUCCUCAUGAGAAUAGGUUGAUGAAGUAUAACAGAGGUUUUAGAAGAACGCUAAUUAAGUCAGAAGCAAGAAGGACAGAAAAGAAGUAGUUUAAGAUGUCAGAACUGUAGUGAGUAACCAUCUGUGACAGAACUGUACAAGAAGAUCAACCCAACAGGCAUCGUACAAACCCAAAGUCAGUUGCUGUUGUAAGAAGAACAUGUGAAUAUUGCUGUACUGUAAUGAACCUGGUCAUCUCUGAAGAAGCUCUGGAAAAAGCCUAACCCAUCUGUAAAAAGAUGCUUGAAAAUGUAAAACUCAGCCAGUGAAGCACGAACUCGUUAGAAUGCUGAUGAAUUUUCUCGACAAGAGUGCCCAAUGUCGUCAUCUGAAGGUCGAUGUUUCCAUACCAAGAUUGAUGAAAACAUUUGUUAGGAACUGCUGAAAAAUGAGGAUUUGGCUCCCAUUCUUCUAUGGAAAGAAGAUGGACAACUGCCAGAUUGAAAGAACAUCUCUGAGAAGGGGGCAACCACCAAAGCUUCCUUGAUCGUCGAUCGAUUUUAUCAGUAUCAUGGUGAAGUAGAAUCUGUUCGGGACGAACAGAUCUAAGAAGGGGGCAGUGUUACAAAUGAACAGUGAUAGGUAGAGGUCAACGUAUGACCCCGGCGAGAUGACACAGCAGCGAGUGUCCUCUGGAAUCUACAUGUACAAACAAAGACAGGAUGUGACGUGCCCUCACGUGUUGUUCCAGGGGACGAACAGAUCUAAGUAGGGGGACAGUUACUAAUGAAUAGUGACAGAUAGAGGUCACUACGUGUGACCCCAACUUGAUGACACUGCAGCCGAUGUUUUCUGGAAUCUACAUGUAUAAACAAAGACAGGAUGUGACGUUUCCUCACGUGUUAUUUCAGAGGAUACUAGCCGUGUUUGUGCAACUUUGGACAAGCGAUUAGGGACUCUAUAUAAGCCAGAGAGUUAAUGUUAAAGUCAGUCGUAUGGAGUCGUAUGGAGUCGUGAGUGAGCCGUUACAGUCGAUACAGACUAUGUAAGACGUGUGCGGCUCUGUGGAAGAGAAAUGUGUACGACUCGGUGCAAGUUAACUAGGGUAGAGUUAACUGGAGUGGACUACUGUCGUUAAAGUCUAUACAGCGAACUACAGUGGACUUGAGCCGUUACAUUCGAUACAGUCGAUGUAAGACGUGUGCGGCUCUGAUUCGGUAGACUUGAGUACGACUUGGUUCAGCUUUGGGAGACCUGGAGCGACACUGGGAAGUGUGUCGUUGGUCUGUUCUGUGGAAUACGGCUCGAUGCAAGUUGAGAUAAGAGGAAUUGCAACGAAGUGAAGAGAUGCAGUGCAACGAAGUAUAGCUAACUGUAAACUGACAGAUAUUGUACAGUCUUCUACGCUACAUGUUACAGUAAUGUUAGAGUUAAUAGUCAUUAAAGUUAUAUGAAACUGAAAGUUUAGUCGUCAAGUUCUUUACAGUGUUUUUAUUUGUGUGCCUACUAAUACUUCUAGCCAGAAGAUUCAGAAAUACGUAACAGUAUAUUACUAAUUAAUUAGUAGUUGAAAGAUAGGCAAUCUAUCUCUGAGUACCCGCACCAAUUUUUUUUUAUUUCACAAAAAAAAAAGCACUGUAUAUAUUACUUUCAGCCGACAUGCCGUAUUAUUAACAACACCUAUAUAACAUUUAAUAUUAUAUAUAAACGAAGCGGAUAUUCGAAACAAAGUUUUCAUUGCCGGAAGUGGUAAUAAAUGUAAACAGCCCACUACCUACUACCUAUAAAAUGCUUCCUAAUGACAUGCGUCUCAAAUAACCUCUGACAACCAGUCCAACUCCUGGCCUUCACGUGUGGCUCGGAUAUUGAGUCUUUCGGAACUGUUCUAACCCUCAAAGGCGAAUAACUGGCUCCUGAACCAGUAAACUUCGGGCAGGGCAGGAGGAGCUCGUUAGCCAAGGAGAAGGAAAACUCUGAAAUUUCGUUUAUACCCUUAUUCUAAAAAGGAAUAAUAAAUAGAAUUAUACGUUUAAAAUUAUCACUUUCAGCUAUACCCAAUCAUGGGAAAAGCUUCGGGAGUCAACCCUGAGGAAAAAUCAGGAGCUGGCGACUUUAAGGUGAUUUGCAGCAUCAAUAGCUACACUCUGACAGAACCUGCGACGCCCUUGACCCGAAACUGUGUCGGCUCUGCCGUUCCUUUGGGUACAUCAGCUGCGUGGAGAGGGAAACUGAUAUGUAUGUGUGUGGUCGACAUUGUUCCGACCACAGCUAAUGCCCAAGCAUUCAUCUCAUUUCCAUGAUAGUCCCUUCGCAACUGAAGGUGGCUAUGGUAGUAGUAGUAGUAGAAUAUUCGCAUUUGUAUGUGUGUUUAAUCUGAUAUUAAAUAUGAAGGUCGCAGCUUAGGUUGCGUAGCUACAUGAAAUACUGCACUCCUAAUUAAUUAUUAUUAAAUAUUAAGGGAUAUGUUAUUGCAACUAAACAAUAUAUAUGUCAGUCGCAAAUAGCCCAAUUUUUAUGUAAAAGAAGUUACGAUAACACAUACACCUAGGCCUAUAUAAUUUCCGGAAAUUAUUGUUGGCAUAGAGAUUACUAACUACUGGGUUGUUGUUGUUGUUUUUUUUGUAUGAGCUCUGUUGCGCAAUUGUUUACUGUUGUUUCUUUUGCAUUAUCAAACGUGUUUUGUUAAGCUAUAUAUAUAUAUUCCCUUACCGGUAUAUACUAGAGUCUAUAUCUCAACAUUAUUUUACUUCAACGUCAUCAUCUUCUGUUUUGAAGUCACAUCUGUUAUUUAAAAGAUUAUAUAGAUCUAAUGGAUGUAAACAGUUUUCUAGACUUAAGCUUAGUACAACUUCGAGAAGAAUGUAAAAAAAGAGGUGCCAAGAUAGCUGGAAGAAAGAAAGAUCUGAUUGACAGACUAAAUGCCUAUGAAAGAAACUGUAAUUUUGGAAGAAAAGUAGAUGAUACUGACUAUGGUUACUCCAUGUGCAUUCCCAAUUUAAAUUACAUUGAUGUGAAUUCAGAAACAAUUUUUUCCUGAUGUCACAGAAAGAUCAUAUUUGGACCAGUUCAAUGCACAAAUCAGCAAAACUGCAAAAUUACUUAAUGAUGAAAGGUACAUUGUGUUUUUGAAACAUGGAGAUUCUGACAGCUAUGUAUUUUUUAAAGCAGCAAUAUUCGCCCAAAUGAAGAAAGUAAAGUAUCUAACAGAUUAAAAAAUGGACGAAAAUGGCAUAAUAUUUGAAGCGCAAUAUCAGCAAUGUGAGUGUCCAGUUGGCAUGGGUCCAAAUGCACACUGUAAACACAUACAAGUGAUACUCUAUGGACUAAGUAUAUAUAACAAGGAUAAAGAAUUGAAAAUUCAGCUAAUAUGUACAGAAAAAUUACAACUAUUCCAUGUAGUAAAAAAACAUACAGGUUCACCUGUAAAAGCAGAGUCUUGGAAACUUUUGGUUCCAGACAAUAUAAUCUAUGAUCCCCGCACAUACAAAAUGCCUAAGGAAAAUUAUAAUUCAUUUUUUAGAAACAUUUGGAUGUCUGCUAAAGAUGUCCCACAAAGCCCUUUUUUCCAAAUAUAUGAGCCUGCCAAUAUUUGUGCUUAUGUCAAUGACCAUGAGUACACUAAAGUUCCUUUAAUGGAUAUUUAUUUUAAAAGAAAAGUAUAGGCCUUUAAGAUGAUACAAAUGAGGAUAUUAUUAAAAUAAAAAAGAAAACUAGAGGACAGUCAUUAAAUAAAUUAUGGAUUGAAGAAAGACUAAAAAGGGUUCAGUCAUCAAUUUUUGUUAGUAUUUGUAAGGCAAGAGAUAUAACUGUAUUGGAUAAUUUAGCAUUAAAAUGUCUGAAAAAGGUUAAAUUAAAAACUAGUGCAAUUAAACAUGGGCAUAAAUAUGAAGCCACUGCUAUCAAAAAGUAUAAAUUGUAUAGUGGCCUUGAAGUACAAAGAUGUGGAAUUUUCAUUUCUUAUCAAUUUCCAUUUUCGGGAUCUUCUCCUGAUGGGAUUGUUAAAUUGCCAGAUGGCACUAUGGAAGUAAUUGAAGUUAAAUGUCCAUACGUGGCAAGGGAAAAAUGCAUUGAUGUAACUACUGUGCCAUACCUAUGUGUCACAGAUGAGGGAAUUUCUCUAAAAAAAAAGUCAUAAUUAUUAUUACCAAGUUCAAGGUCAAAUGUUGUGUACAAAAGCUAAGAUUGUUACAUAUAUUACCUUCACCUUGUAAUAUUUUAAAAUCAUAACCAUACAUAGAGAUGAUGAGUUCAUCAAAAUAAUGGUAGACAAAAUAGUUUUAUUUUAUGAAAAUCACUUUUAAAAUGUUUUGCUACAGUCAAAUUUCUUCAAAUCAAGUUUUGAUUGAUUUUUUACUAUUGUAACUUUGCAAUUAAAACUUCCAACUGUCAUCAUGCAUGUACCAGGUUUUAACCCUGCUGUUUUGAAGAAACAUCCAAACAUAGGAAAUGUUUUUUUUUUUAUUUCUAACAAUGCAAAAUCAAUGUAUUUUGAAAAAUUAACCCAAGUAAUAAAAACAUUCUGAACUGUAUAACUAGAAACAUUAAACAUUCUUGCUACUUCAGCUAUAGGAAAAUAAUAUGUCUUAGCCUAACAAGCAUUAAUAAAAAAUGGUCAACACUACUCAAACAAUCACAAGAUUGUGAAUAAAUGUAUUUCAGAUUAUAUACACUUGGACCAAGAGAAUGAAAUACUGUUAAAAAAUUUGAUGCAGUCUCCAACCCAGUGUAAUGAUUAAUAAUAGAAUCUUGAUUUUUAAUUUUUUCAAGCACUAAUUUUCACAUGUUCUUCAAUAUUUUAUCAUGACAAAGUGGAUAACUAUCUUCAGGAGAUGCACUGAAAAUAAUAUCUGUAUUAUCACAUGUAUAAUUAAAAACUUGUUCUGAUCCAACGACUUGCUCUUCCGUUACCACAUUAUUUGAAUUAAUAAUUUGUUCUGAUCCAAUGACUAGUUAGAUAUUAGCACAUCCUCUGAAUUAAUAACUGCAUCUGAUUUAAUGAAGGCUUCAUCAUUCAUUUGUAUAGAAUUUACUUGACAGCAUGUAGAUAUUUCUUCAGUGUUCAUUUGUUCGCAACAUUUUCUUUCUGUUCUUCUUUUUGUCCAAAGUCCAUUUAAAUACAGAGGGAAUGGCUGUCUUUUUCAGUUUACUAUAUAUUCUAUUUAGUGCUGAAAAAUAGUAUAUAAAUUAGAUAGAUAUAUAUUUUUAAUAGAAAUAAUGUGCAAAUGAUUAAUUUUAUAUCAUGUACAGAUUAUUCUAUGUCAAUGUCAAAAACUGUUUUUAUAGAUUUAAAUUAACUUUCCAUAUCUCACUA